GAAAAGGAAGACAAAAGGUGACAGAAGAUAACCAUCAUGGCAUCAGCAAGCCUGCAAUUCUUUGCUUUUAUUCUGGCUCUGUUUGGUGUUUUCGGAGAUAUCACAGCCACCUUGCUACCACACUGGAAGGUAAAUGCAGAUGUUGGCUCAAAUAUCAUAACAGCUAUAACACAGAUGCAAGGACUCUGGAUGGACUGCACAUGGUACAGCACUGGGAUGUUCAGCUGUACCCUGAAAUACUCCAUUCUCUCUCUCCCAGUCUACAUCCAGGCUGCACGGACCACCAUGGUACUGUCGUGUAUCCUAUCAGCCUUUGGGAUCUGCAUCACUACAGUUGGAAUGAAAUGCACAAAGUUGGGAGGGGACACUGACAGCAAAAAUAACGCUUGUUUUGCUGGAGGAAUCUGCUUCAUUCUUGCAGGAAUCUUUGGAUUAGUACCAACAUGCUGGUACACGAGAGAAAUUAUUUCAAAUUUCCUGGACCAGACCAUUCCAGAGAGUAGUAAACAUGAACCGGGAGGAGCAGUUUAUACUGGAUUCAUCUCAGCAGGGUUUCUGCUUAUCGCAGGUGUGAUCUUCUGCUCUUCCUGUUUUAAAAGGCAGCAAGGAACGUGGAUUUACCCUCCAAAGCAGCACCAUUUCCCAUCCACAGAGCAGGAGAGCAAUGCAGGUUACAGCCUGAAGGACUAUGUAUAA
Molecule: messenger RNA, 696 nt
Organism: Pseudopodoces humilis (Tibetan ground-tit)
Lineage: Eukaryota; Metazoa; Chordata; Aves; Passeriformes; Paridae
Source: RefSeq, a predicted model, not a curated record